Hirsutella rhossiliensis is the source of this 1017-nucleotide messenger RNA. RefSeq names its product centromere DNA-binding protein complex CBF3 subunit. Bases 1 to 1017 code for a protein of 338 amino acids. The record is from RefSeq and is a predicted model, not a curated record. Gene Ontology annotation, molecular function: DNA binding. The transcript is spliced from 5 exons. NCBI's taxonomy places the organism in Eukaryota, Fungi, Ascomycota, Sordariomycetes, Hypocreales, Ophiocordycipitaceae.
AUGCGCAGACGAUCCUCUCUGCGAUCCACGAGUCUCGGCCAAGGAAUACGACCUCGGCAGGAGAAGCUCCUCCUCCUCGUCGAGGAGGUGGCCGGUCGGCCCUUGAAGGUCAGGAGCCGCAAGGCCGCCACUGAUACUCCGCAGGACGAGACCCGCCUGGCCUGGCGGUCGGUCCGAACUUAUGUCACCGCAAUCACGGAUCUUUACCGGACGCAGAAGGCCCUCGGAAUGAAUACGCACCCGUCGCCGCGCGAGGACAACCGGCACAUCGCCCGAGUGUCAUUUUCGGACCUCGUGGAUCUCCUCUUUGGCCAUUAUCUUCUCACCCGUGGCGGCGAUCGUCGGGCUGCAGAGAUCUCAGACCUAUUCACCUUUGAGUUUGCCGGGGAGGGCUCGACCCGGUGCAUGCCGCUCAUCUUUACGACACGAGCCGGCAAGCAGAACCAGCACGGCCGCCUCGAGACCGCCGGCGCGCGGUCCUCGUGGUACGACAUCCGGCUAAUCAAGGGUAACGGCACCGGCCGGACGGCGGCUUUCUCGUACAACUCACAGCGCGAGUGGGUUGUCAAGGCCUUCGCCUACGCCGGCGUCACGUCGCAGAAGAAGACGCAUGUCGGCCGCAGCUCGGGGGCGAGGACGGCUGAACUAAAGGGGAUUAGCGAAGACCAGAUCCGUCGCGCGGGUCGUUGGAACCAGGAGCAGAUGGUCGGCUGUUACCUGAACUCGUUGCCUCGCAAGUUCAUGCGUACGAUGGCCGGGCACCCGCCGCAGGCCGGAUGCUUCGAGAUACGCCGUGCCGGCGUGACGCCGCCGGAGGUCCUGCUCUCGAUGAUCUGGCCCGAGCUGGACCGUUGGCGAGGCCGGUUCGGUCCCGGUACCGAGCAGGAGAACGACCUGGCAGCGAUGGCCCCGUUUGGAACCACCCGGUCUUCCGGCAUCCGGCCUACGCCCCGUUCGCGCACCAGCUAUCGGACUUCAUCCUUGAAGAGGAGCGUCCAAGCCAGCUUGCAGUCCUAG